Condylura cristata (star-nosed mole) is the source of this 2739-nucleotide messenger RNA. It is a transcript of the gene CD99L2, whose product is annotated as CD99 molecule-like 2. Bases 1 to 690 code for a protein of 229 amino acids. The transcript has 11 exons. NCBI's taxonomy places the organism in Eukaryota, Metazoa, Chordata, Mammalia, Eulipotyphla, Talpidae. The record is from RefSeq and is a predicted model, not a curated record.
AUGGCCGUCCACCCCAGCCCAGGAGAAAAAUGGGCAGGAAAAGCUGCCCGGACCCUCAACCUGGUGCUUCGGAGAGGGAGGAUGUUCCCACCUGAUCGGGCCAGCAAUGCAUCCGGGGACUUUGGUGAUGGCCUCAAUGUGGAAGGUAGAUUGAAAGAAGGUUUCACAUUAAAGCAGAGAAGGGACUAUGUCACCACCACCACCAAGAGGCCAGGGACGACCAGAGCUCCUGCAAGGCCUGAAGAUGACUUCAACCUGGCUGAUGCCUUGGAUGAUGGAAACCACCGAGACGACGGCCCGAGGAAACCGAGUGGUGGAGGAGGAGGAAUUACAGACCAGGAUCUUGAAGACAUAUUAGGGGAUUAUAAGCCCGACAAGGGUAAAGGUGAUGGCAGGUACGACGGCAACGAUGGCACUGAAUCCGGCAUGUCGGCAGAGACGGGCACCAUCGCCGGCGUGGCCAGCGCACUCGCCAUGGCCCUGGUGGGCGCCAUCUCCAGCUAUGUGUCCUACCAGCAGAAGAAGUUCUGCUUCAGCAUUCAGCAUGCAGCAGAAGGUCAAGAGGGGCUCAACGCAGACUACGUGAGGGGGCAGAACCUGGAAGCCGUGGUGUGUGAGGAGCCCCAAGUGACCUACAUGGCGCUGCCGUCCCAGGCUGCACAGCCGCCAGCCGAGUCGUCCCGCAUCUGAGGCCUCGUCCCCACGGGCCCGCCGCCACACUGUACCUGCCACGCCCCCGCUUCUCCUCGAGGUUUCCUACGAGCUCGGGGCACCUGAGUUUGGUGUGCGUGCUGCUAAAGAAGUUGGUGUUGAAAUCCAGGACCUGGGCCUCAGGGCACCACGUUCCCUGGGAGCCUGCAAGGAGUGAACGACCGGGCCUCAGGCGCCAUCACGCGUACAUGCGCUGGCGGUGGGGUGACUUCGGUCCUUCUGUUAGAGGAACUAUAAGGAGCAAACUCCGAGCCAGUGAAUGACGCUGAACAAACUCCACCCUUGGACGUCCUCCUGGAUUGCAGCCCAUCUCCCUGCUAACCAGGCCCCAGGUGCAGGGGACUACAACUCCCAGCAUGCCAUGAACCCGGCUCUCAAAACAGAGGGGCUGCUGGGAACUAGGGCCAAGCUGAGUGGCCGUGUUGACCUUAAAGGGCUGAAUACGUGCGUGCUCUCUCGCUUUUCCAGCUUCAACUUGACUUUGGUGUCGGCUCAGAUGGGAUUAGUGGCAGGCCGUGUCAGCCAAUGAAUUGCUCACCUCCUUCUCACUCCUGUCACUAAGUCUCCUUAGGGUUUUCAUCUCUCUGCAUGCUUUUGGAUCUUGUCCCGAGUCCGGGGAACCCCUACUUCCCCAGAUUGCCCUAGGACCCUUCCAGUUCCUGGCGAGCUGACCCAAAUGUGGGUUUCUCCUUCAUUUAAGUAUAAAAUGAAUGUGAGGUAGUGCCAGGCUGGAUCAGGAUGGAGAAGCUGCGACUCCCGGGCCUCAACUCCCAUCUGACUCCACAGGCUGGGCACAGGCUCCAGGCUGACGCAGUGAGGUUUAGGAACCUUUUUUGUGGUCGAAGUGACUUUAUGCUGGGGGAGAGGGGCUUCCUGCUCCUGCCACAGGUUCAUUUUGCAGCGGAAGCCUCAGACAUCAGGAGUGAAGACUGAGGCCUGCAGUAUGCUGCUUAUAAAAAGAGGGGCGGGUGAGGGGGAGGCAGAUUGUUCAGUGAAAUACACCUGUUUGGGCUGUCUCUGGUGACCUAGCCUGUUCUGAUGACGAGCGUGGGGGGUAGCAGGACUGAGGCUGACGCUGUCUGGUUUGCAGUGCAGCAGUGCUGGUUUCCUGGUAUGUUCCCUCUGGCUCACAUGUGGUUGUAUCCGGGCCUCUGCUCUCAGCGGUUGAUCGAGUCUGUCACAGUGAGUUUGCAGUGUCAAAGAGCACUUCUGGAAGCAUCAUCCGCGUGGACAGGGAGGGCCCUAGCUCCAGAGCCUCCAGUGUCCCAUCCUACACGGUGGCCCCCCUGCAAGCUGAUGAGCAGCCCUGCUUGGAAAGGAAACAGCCACAGGCUGUGGGCCUACCCGACCAGGUCUGCCACAGCCAGUGCGCACCGAGGUAGGGCGUGGGCCAGGCCCACCCCUAGGCUCACCCACAUCGGCCAGGGGCAUAUGUCGAAGGCUGUGGGCCCUGGAGGCAGUGAAGUGACCUCCAAGCGGGUGAGAUGAGCCCACAGGGAGCUGCUAGCCUCAGGUGGGCCUCUUCUCCGCCCUCUCAGUGACUGUCAUCAGCUUUCCUGGCCCAGUGGCCCCACCUUAGUUGCAGCUGGUGGCAGAUUAGCCCACCUGUGGCCUGCUGAGGCAGAUGUGGCCUCAGGGCAGGGAAGGUAGGCCCCCAGUCCUCAAAUGCACAUGUCACCCCUUUGCAAGAGGCCACUGAGGCCUGGUACAGCUGAGCGUGCAUGUCGGUGCUGGGCGCAGCCUGGAGAGGGACAGGGACCCCAGGACCUGACGAGGGUGACCCACUGGGAGUGGUGCAUUUCCAUCCAGCCUUGGUAACCCCAAGGGCCACAUUCCUUCUGGAGACUGGGGGUGACCUGGGCCCCUGAGGUGUGGGCCACAGGGUCAGGACCGCUACCUUGGGGUCUCCACUCUAUCUUGUGGCCUUGACGACAUCUCAAGGUUAACGGCAUCUGAGCCAGAUGAUUACUAACUUGCUUUUAUGAUUAGUACCUGAACUAAAUCCUUUAAAGGCACUUGGGCUGCCAA